GGGCGGCAGGACGAUUACCUGGUAGCUUACUAGGGCCUUCUACCAAUUGCUCUCCUUACGUACCUACUGCUCUGACCAACUGUCUGGGGUAAAGCCUGCGGAUCUUGCUCAAUAUUUAGUGAGUCAACAAGUGCCCGCACCUCCAGAUCACAAGCACCCAAUCACCCCUAAUUAUGCGACUGCUUGAAAGCAUCCCCAUCAACAACUUUCGAAGACCUUGCAGACAGAACCAGAAUUGUUGACGACCGGAAUUAUUGAGCACUGGAGUUGAGGCUGUACCAUCAUUCCCAGCAUGCCAGACCUGGAUCUCGGGGAGUCUAUUCCCCCGCAUACAGCUCAUGCUGUGAGUGUCUCGCUGCCGACAUGGAAGUCAAACAUUGGCUAUGAGGAGGGCGAGGACUGGGUUGUUGGCCGCAUGACGACCGGCUAUCCUCGCUUCUUCAUUCACAGAAGCAUACAAGAAUUCGCCGCAGAUAUCGUAGCGAGGGUUGGCGCCAAGGCCUCCAAGGCGUUUCUGUUUCCAAACCGCCAGAUUGCUGCCCGCUGUGUGUCUUUCGUCAAGGCCCGCGCUCCUCCCGCAGUUGCCGCCUCACUCGACACCGUCCACCUUGUUUUGGAUACGACUCAACCAGGCGCCGGAGCUCUGGCGUCCCUCAAUCCGGCCAUCUCUGCCGUCCUCGGGUCCCAGGAUGCAUUUUCUUUUCUCAAACAGUACUGGCAACAUACGGGCGACGGCGUGUCUAGCCGCAGGGCCGAGUUCUGCCACGCCCUCCUUAAGAAUGGCCUGCUCCGCUUAGACGACGGGGCGACGGGCCCCGUUUCUCCCACGAGCGCCAAACCAUGUAGAGGACCCAAGCGCUACCAGCGGCCGUCGUCCAUGGACACCACAGCCAAGCAUGUCAGCCCGGACAGAGAAGGGGUCGCGGCCCCAGAUCUCCAGGAGACAUCCCGCUUCUUGGAGGAGCGCUUUGGCCGGAACCUCGACGUCUCGUUUGUCCAGCCGGCCAAGUCCGCCAUCAAGCGGAGGAUUGCCGGUGCUCUGCGCACCGACAGCGAGCUCAGCAGGGCGGCUCCCCCGGACCACGAGAUGGAGUUCAACACGCGCGGCGUCGUCAAUCUCCGGGAGGAGGACAUUUACCUCUUCCCCUGUGGCAUGAGCGCUAUCUUCAACUCGCACCGUGCCCUACUCAGUACACGCGGCAACAUGAAGAGCAUCAACUUCGGCUUUCCCUACGUCGACACGCUCAAGAUCCUCGAGAAGUUCGGUCCCGGCGUGGUCUUCUACGGGUACGGCUCCGAGUCGGACCUCGACGACCUCGAGAAGCACCUCCAAGCCGGCGAGCGCUUCCUCGCCCUCUUCUGCGAGUUCCCCGGCAACCCUUUGCUGACCUGCCCCAACCUGACCCGCAUCCGGCAGCUCGCCGACAGGUACGACUUUGCCGUCGUGGUGGACGAGACGAUCGGCACCUUCGCCAACGUCAAUGUUUUACCUUUCGCCGACAUUGUCGUCAGCAGCCUGACCAAGAUCUUCUCGGGCGACGCCAACGUCAUGGGCGGCAGCGCUAUUCUCAACCCCAACAGCCGCUAUUAUGAGAGUCUGAAAAACUGGGCGCGCACCGCCGGCGGCCUAGACGAGGACACGUACUGGCCCGAGGACGUCAUGUUCCUGGAGCGCAACAGCCGCGACUUUGUCUCGCGCAUCGACCGCACCAACGCCAACGCUGAGGCCAUUUGCGAUGUAUUGAGACAAAGUCCUGUGGUCAAGACCAUCUUCUACCCCAAGUACAACGAGACCCAAGCCAACUACGAGGCCUGCAAGCUGCCGAAUGCGGGUUAUGGCGGUCUGAUCUCGGUCGUACUGCGUCGGCCGGAGCAGGCCGUCGCCUUCUACGACGCCAUCCAGACGGCCAAGGGGCCGAGUCUGGGCACCAAUUUUACCCUCACCUCGCCGUAUGUCCUCCUGGCCCACUACCAGGAGCUCGACUGGGCCGAGGGUUUUGGGGUGGAACGCGACUUGAUUCGUAUCAGUGUCGGGCUGGAGGAGACGGAGCACAUUGUCAAUGUGUUUAGGGGCGCUCUCAAAGUGGCCGAGGAAAGUACGGCGGCAAGUCAAGAGCAGUAGUAAAUGGCUGGACAAACCAAAAACAAAUCAAACUAUUAGAGCACUACCUGUCGCGCUACCCGUGGUAUCAUGAUUGUGCCCUCUGUGCGCCUUGUUUCCGCCCGUAAACGCGAAACCAACCCUUUUAAACGAGGUCGCCACCGCCCCAUAUCACCGACCAAAUCACAUCACGGUACACUGAGGACCAUUGGGGUCGGUCGCGUAGAUGCCAUAC
Molecule: messenger RNA, 2336 nt
Organism: Parathielavia appendiculata
Lineage: Eukaryota; Fungi; Ascomycota; Sordariomycetes; Sordariales; Chaetomiaceae
Product: PLP-dependent transferase
Exons: 3
Coding region: 293-2122 (609 amino acids)
Biological process (GO): transsulfuration
Molecular function (GO): pyridoxal phosphate binding; cystathionine gamma-synthase activity
Source: RefSeq, a predicted model, not a curated record